UUGCUCACAAAACAACAAAAAACGCGCGAACGCAGCAGCACAAACAAAAUCUGUCACAGUUUUUCGCAAUAUAGUUUGUCUCAAUAUAGUUUGUCUCAAUAAUACUAAGUAACGUCAUGCUCUGUGAAGAUCAACUGAUGUCGGUGGACAACACACCAAUCAAGGGCUCCGUCAGCCUGAAUUCCUCAGCGUCCUCCAUUUCCAUAGAUGUGAAGCCCAUUCGGCAGAGCUGGGCCCAGGAGGUCCGUGCAGAGCUGGGGCACAGUGACGAGGCAUCCACUUCGCUGAACAGCAGCGCUGGCAGUAGCAAUGCCGACCAUGGCCAGGUAAUUGUGAAGAAGGAAGCGACAGAGGUAAAGCUGGAGCUUGAGGUUGGAGGUAACCGUGGGAUGGCAUUCGAGUUUCUGGAUGAUGUAAAUGAGGUAAAAUUUGACCGUCUGCUUAAGGAGGAAAAACUAAAGACCCCCUACAAACGACGCCACUCGCAGACGCCUCCGACGAAUGAAAACAGUCGCUCCAACAGCCCGAACAGCAGCUUGUCAUCCGGCAAUGGUGAUGCCAAUCCCAAAAGCAAGCAAAGCAAGUUCAAGGGGCACAAGGAGGAAAAACGCGUGCGCCACAACAGCUAUACAUCGUCGACGUCAUCAUCCUCUUCGUUCACCGAGGCUGAUCCAGCCGUAUUGUCGCGUCGUCAGAAGCAGAUCGAUUACGGAAAAAACACGGCCGCCUAUGAGCGGUACACUGAAAUGGUGCCAAAGGCCACACGUUCGCGUGAGGAUCCUCGCACGCCAAACAAAUAUGGAAAGUACAGCCGCCGCGCGUUCGAUGGCCUGGUCAAGAUUUGGCGCAAGAGUUUGCAUUUUUAUGAUCCGCCUACCCAACGCCGCGGCGAUGGCGAUUCCAAUUCCGACUCUGAUUCAGAUUAGGAAAACAGCAGAGCAGAGCAGAAAAGGCUUUCGAGUGGUUAAAUGUUUCAAAGGGGGUAAUGUAAUGAUUACUAAAAAUAAGUACAAAUUCUAUGAAUCUAACGCAUUAAAUUUACUAUUACAAAGGCGUCGUGUACAUAGAAUUGUUACCAUAUAUGUUUUGUUGAAUAAAAUGGCGUCUACAUCUUCAAAA
Molecule: messenger RNA, 1119 nt
Organism: Drosophila miranda
Lineage: Eukaryota; Metazoa; Arthropoda; Insecta; Diptera; Drosophilidae
Gene: Slbp
Product: histone RNA hairpin-binding protein
Exons: 2
Coding region: 117-926 (269 amino acids)
Biological process (GO): mRNA transport; mRNA 3'-end processing by stem-loop binding and cleavage
Cellular component (GO): cytoplasm; histone pre-mRNA 3'end processing complex
Molecular function (GO): mRNA binding; histone pre-mRNA stem-loop binding
Source: RefSeq, a predicted model, not a curated record